Colletotrichum karsti is the source of this 1038-nucleotide messenger RNA. Its product is annotated as pyrroline-5-carboxylate reductase. Lineage: Eukaryota; Fungi; Ascomycota; Sordariomycetes; Glomerellales; Glomerellaceae. The coding region runs from base 1 to 1038 and encodes 345 amino acids. Gene Ontology annotation, molecular function: pyrroline-5-carboxylate reductase activity. Gene Ontology annotation, biological process: L-proline biosynthetic process. The transcript is spliced from 2 exons. The record is from RefSeq and is a predicted model, not a curated record.
AUGCCCUCAUCUCACGCCCUGACUGUCUACGAUGGCGGUGCUUCCUCCUCGGAGGAGCUCACAUUAACCGUUCUUGGAUGCGGUACCAUGGGUAUCGCGAUCCUAAACGGGAUCCUUUCUUCCCUCCAGGAAUUGGCGGCCCCCAAGCCCCUUCAGACUCCGUCGGGAUCUGGCACAUCCACCCCUCACUACGAUGAAGUCCCCCGCCGCCUGCCCUCCCGCUUUAUCGCCUGCGUCCGCCGACCGGAGAGCGCAAAGAAGGUGAAGAAGGCCCUGUGGGAGCACUCCUCCGUCCUCAAAGUCGUCCAGAACGAGAACAUCCCCUCGGUACUCAAGUCGGACGUCAUCCUUCUCGCUUGCAAGGGUUACAUGGUCAAGGACAUCCUCAGCGAGCCUGGCAUGGCCCGCGCCUUGCACGGCAAGCUCCUCAUCUCCAUCUGCGCGGGCGUCACCGAGGCGGACAUGGAGGAGAUCCUCCACGGUGUGGCCCCCACCAAGAGCCCGGCGGAGGACGGCCGUUGCCACGUUCUCCGGGCCGUGCCGAACACCGCCUCCCUCAUCCGCGAGAGUAUGACCGUCAUCGGCGCUUCGACGUGGCCACUGCCCGCUGAGAUGUCAACCCUGGUCACCUGGAUCUUCAGGCGCAUUGGUGACGUGGUGUACCUGCCUCACAACACGAUGGACGCCAGCACCGCGCUGUGUGGUUCCGGCCCGGCUUUCUUUUCUCUCAUGCUCGAGGCCGCCAUUGACGGAGCUGUGGCCAUGGGUCUUCCUCGUGACGAAGCUACGAGGAUGGCCGCCCAGACCAUGAGAGGUACCGCGGGACUUGUUCUGAAUGGCGACCACCCCGCUCUUCUGCGUGACAGAGUCACUACCCCCGGAGGCUGCACCAUCGGCGGGUUGCUGGUGCUCGAGGAGGGCCGUGUGAGAGGUACCAUUGCGCGUGCGGUGCGUGAGUCGACUACUGUUGCGAGCCAGCUUGGCCAGGGUGUCCAGGGUGCCAAUGGCACACGCUUCACCAGGCAAUCGGGCUUCUAG